This is a messenger RNA of Synchytrium microbalum, 1887 nucleotides long. RefSeq lists its product as uncharacterized. The record is from RefSeq and is a predicted model, not a curated record. Bases 1 to 1887 code for a protein of 628 amino acids. The transcript is spliced from 5 exons. NCBI's taxonomy places the organism in Eukaryota, Fungi, Chytridiomycota, Chytridiomycetes, Synchytriales, Synchytriaceae. Gene Ontology annotation, molecular function: protein-containing complex binding.
AUGAGCACUCCAGCUCCACAACCAGCUGAAAAUGUCUGCAAGACAUCACCUGACUCUACAGACGUCAACGUCAGCGCCUCUGAUCUCCCAGCCCUCCCCAAACAGGCAUCAAGACCACAAACGGCACGAGCAUCAACCACAACUAUGGGAUCAAUGAGCAACCUCGCUUCCACAAACAUUGUGGCUGUAACCGCUGAACGUGACGCGCUAGCACGCAGUAUUGUGGCCCUUACAGAUGAGAAACGGGGACUGGUUGAACGUAUGAAUUCGAGCGAGAGGGCUAUUCAGAGCUUUAUGGAUUUGUUGAGUAGGGCGGUUGGGGAUGCUGAUGAUACGGCAAACCUACAAUCUGUAGCCAAAACUGUAAUCCAGUCCGUGCUCGCAAUCCUCCCCAACCUAAAAGUCGAAACCCCGUCUACCGACACGUACGCUGCUUCACCGUCGACCCAGGCAAUGCAGAAUUUCUUAUCGACCAAUGGUUCCAAAAAGACAUUGCCUACGCUGCAUGUUGAUGGAGGCGCUAUUCCAGCUGCUGUGCUGGAUAUCUUUCCUGUUUUUAGAGAUUUCCCGGCUGAGGUUAGAGAAGAUCUUGUAUUCGCUGCUUACGAGUUGAGGAGACGACAGGGACAAGGGAUUGUGAGGAUUGGGGAUGUGGGUGCUGAGAUGUUUUUUGUUAUGCGUGGAGAGGUCUGCAUCAUGGACGGCGACUCUGAAGUCUCAUCCCUCGGCAGCAACACCUUCUUUGGCGAGCUAGGCGUCCUUUUCAACACCACCCGCACCGCAUCCGUCCAAGCCAAAACCGACUGUGUCCUCAUCGUACUGACAAAACAAAAAAUCGAGCAAGCAGUCUCCAACUACCCCGACCUGCAACAAAAACUCCGUCACAUGGCCGACGAGAAGGGAACCUGGUGGACUACUCAAAAAUACCGUCCAUUCGGCAACAAGUUUGGUGGUGAAUUCGUGCUUGAUGUCGCACGACGCAAUUUACGUAAAGUGUCGCUAUUCGCUGAUGCCGAUGACACGUUUUUGGAUAAACUGAGUCUCAAGAUGCAGAGUAUCGUGUACAAGCCGGCAGAUUUGAUUAUUGAAAAGGAUUCCUUGUCGGAUGCGAUCUUCUUUGUGGUGUCGGGAACAGUCCAUGUCCUUGGUGACGAUGCGGUUACUGUGCAUGCUCAGAUGUCGUCUGGGUCCUUCUUUGGAGAGGUCGGUGUGCUGCUACAUGUGCGCCGUACGGCUAGUAUUGUUGCUAAAGAUGAAUGCUCGGUGCUCAAGUUGCUGAAGGCGGAUGUCGAUGAGCUGUGUUUGAGUAAUGUGGAGAUGAAGAGGCGGAUUGAGGAGGUUGCUAAUGAGAGAUAUCAUUUGUUUAUGGGGAGGAGCCAUAGUCAGUUGGAUGCUAGUAGUGCUACUGCACGUGCCAAUGAUGAACAGAGGAGUAUCUCGACUAAUGGGAUACCGGAGCAGUUCCACGUUGAGAUGAAUAUUCAGAAUCUUAAAAAGCUGGAACUAUUCAUGGAAUGCGAAGAACACAUUGUCGACGAGCUCGCCCUCAAAAUGACUCAAAAAACCUGGAACGCCAACGACCGCAUCAUCAACUGUGGCGAUAAUGCCGACGGAAUGUACUUUAUCGCCAUUGGAGAAAUCAACAUCAUAUCAGAGUUUGGCCAGCUGCUAGAUUUCGGCAAGAUUGAAUAUGUCGGUGAAGUCGCCAUCUUGGAAGAUGUGCCCAGAACUGCUACCAUUGAAGCUAUUACAGAGGUGUCGACUUUCGAAUUGAAGAGACAGGAUGUCAAGGAUUGUAUUGCCAAGUACCCAGCAUUUGCGAAACAUAUUGAGGAGACUGCCAGGAAGAGGUUGCAGAGUUAUUUGAUGCGUAAUGUGCUGGCUUAG